Messenger RNA from Cricetulus griseus (Chinese hamster), 1065 nucleotides. NCBI's taxonomy places the organism in Eukaryota, Metazoa, Chordata, Mammalia, Rodentia, Cricetidae. The record is from RefSeq and is a predicted model, not a curated record.
AUGACCGUCUCCUUCACAGUCCUGCUCUGUCUGGGUGAGAUGUGGAGAUGGGGAGGGAUGCUGUGCUCUGGGAUUGAUGCUGCCCCACAGCCCAGCACGGGGCUGACUCUGGGCCUCAGGACCACAGUGCUGGCAGGAAACUUCCCUAAACCUAUCCUCAAAGCACAGCCAGACACUGUGGUCCCAGAGCAGACUACAGUGACCUUCUUGUGUGAAGGGACCACGGGAGCCCAAGAAUACCGUCUGUAUAGAAAUCGACAAUAUUUAAGGCACAUAGACAGACUACCAAAUCCUAAUAACAAGGCUGAAUUCUCAAUCUCAGAAGUAGACCCUCACAAAACAGGCCAAUAUACCUGUCAAUAUAGGACCCGUGGUGGAUGGUCAGAGUACAGUAACUCACUGGAGCUGGUGGUGACAGGGGCCUACAGUAAACCCAGCCUGUCAGCCCAUCCCAGCCCUGUGGUGACUGAAGGAGGGAAUGUCACUCUACAGUGUGUCUCAAGGAAACAAAGUUGCAAGUUCUUUCUGACUAAUGAAGGACCACAGAAGGUCUUCUGGACACGGCAAUCAAAGUACAACUACUCUACUCGGCGGUACCAGGCCCAACUCCUUGUGGAUGCUCUGACCUCUAGCCAAAGGUGGACAUUCAGAUGCUACAGCUUUGAGAGUAACAGACCACUGGUGUGGUCAGAACCUAGUGACCCCCUGGAGCUCCUGGUCUCAGGGACCCUUCACAAACCCACCAUCAAGGCUGAGCCAGGCACUGUAGUCGCCUUAAGAAGCCCCAUGAACAUCUCGUGUCAGGGGACCCUGGAUGCAGUAAUGUAUUUUCUGCAUAAAGAGGGAAGCCAACAAACCUGGGGUACACAGACCCCAAAAGAGCCUGGGAACAAGUCCACGUUCUCCAUUCCUUCUGUGUCAGAGGACAGUGGGGGGCAAUAUCGCUGUUACUGUUACAGCUCAGCUGGCUGGUCAGAGCCCAGUGACACCCUGGAACUGGUGGUGACAGGAAUCUAUGACAGGAAACUCAGUCUGUCAGCACUGCCCAGCCCUGUGGUGACCUCA